Messenger RNA from Pseudomyrmex gracilis, 573 nucleotides. Its product is annotated as zinc finger protein 100-like. Gene Ontology annotation, cellular component: nucleus. The record is from RefSeq and is a predicted model, not a curated record. Gene Ontology annotation, biological process: regulation of transcription by RNA polymerase II. NCBI's taxonomy places the organism in Eukaryota, Metazoa, Arthropoda, Insecta, Hymenoptera, Formicidae. The transcript has 5 exons. Gene Ontology annotation, molecular function: DNA-binding transcription factor activity, RNA polymerase II-specific; sequence-specific DNA binding. The coding region runs from base 1 to 573 and encodes 190 amino acids.
AUGCAAAGCGACAAUACAACUACACCUGAAUUGAGAGCACAAAUAUUUAUAACUUCACCUCCGACAAGUACACACGAUGCUCCACAACAUGACGAAACACGUAAUUUCUUGUGUGAUGAAUGUAACGAAUCAUUUAACAGCAUAAGUCAUUUAAAAAUGCAUAAACAGCAUAUGCAACUGUAUGAAGAAGAAGAUUUACUCCGUAAGUUAAAUUCACUAAUUUUGCCAAGUACAGAAGAUGAUCCACAACAUGACGAAACACGUAAUUUCUUGUGUGAUGAAUGUAACAAAUCAUUUAACAGCAUAAGUCAUUUACAAAUGCAUAANCAGCAUAUGCAUAUGUAUGAAGAAGAAGAUGUACUCCGUAAGAUAAAUUCACCUCCGACAAGUACACAAGAUGCUCCACAACAUGACGAAACACGUAAUUUAUUGUGUGAUGAAUGUAACGAAUCAUUUAACAGCAUAAGUCAUUUACAAAUGCAUAAACAGCAUAUGCAUAUGUAUGAAGAAGAGGAUGUACUCCGUAAGCAUAAAUCAUUUACAAAUGCACAAACAGCUUAUGCAUAUGUAUAA